Molecule: messenger RNA, 579 nt
Organism: Parascedosporium putredinis
Lineage: Eukaryota; Fungi; Ascomycota; Sordariomycetes; Microascales; Microascaceae
Source: the annotation of a GenBank genome assembly
AUGUCUGGCCCUGAUCCUGGGCCAAAAGAAAGUAGAGGGCAGAAAGCCUUUGUCAUCAAGAUUGUUUCGGGUAACACACGCCAUGUGCCCACCUGGGAGCAGCUCAAUAGGGCGUCUAUAGGCUCGAGGAACCCCACCUGCUCACAGUCCAUUCUCGUAGUUGGCAUCACGGACACGACGUUCUCCUGGAUCAACGCACCAUACCCCCUUCCCUACAUGCCGACAGCUCAGUACGAGCUAGAGCUUUUGCCCGAGAACCCGCCUGCUGCAUCCGAUGGCGCCUCAAACGGCCAAACCUCACUCGCAAAGUCGGACCUCUUCUACAUAAUUCACUCCAGCAGCGAAGAAGACGGAGGAUCGAGGAAUCCGACCGUGAUCACCGAGCCCCACCCGACCACGGAGCCGACGAAAUCGCGGGGCGGUCCCAGCACUGCAAUCAUCAUUGUCGCCGUGUGCGUUGGCCUCGGCGUCCCGAUUCUUGCGGGCAUUGGCGUUUGGAUCUGGUGCAUGCGGCGAGAAAGGCGGCGGCGGCAGUAUGAGGAAAGCCGCAGGAUAAGAUAUCAGACAAUUAUUGACUAA